This is a messenger RNA of Coccidioides immitis RS, 1815 nucleotides long. Its product is annotated as protein DML1. Gene Ontology annotation, cellular component: cytoplasm. Gene Ontology annotation, biological process: mitochondrion distribution. The record is from RefSeq and is a predicted model, not a curated record. The transcript is spliced from 5 exons. Bases 265 to 1815 code for a protein of 516 amino acids. NCBI's taxonomy places the organism in Eukaryota, Fungi, Ascomycota, Eurotiomycetes, Onygenales, Onygenaceae.
GCACAAUGAAAUGAGAGUAAGACGUCGAUAUCUACUUGGUUUGUCUGGGGCUGGAGCCUGGAAAUUCUUUUGUGAUACGGGAAGGAGAAGAUACUCGUACUGUUAGAGACCAUAACAAAUCUUCAAAUCUCUGCUCCGCGCCCGGGGUGGGGGAACAACUCUAAACUCUGUGCAGAUUGGUAUAAAUUUUGGGAAACUUUGUGCUUGUACGGAGUGAUUGUGCUUUCGUAUAUUCUGAUUGCCCGAAGGGCCUUUUGACCGAAGAUGCGUGAGAUCAUCACCUUGCAGCUGGGCCAGCGCAGUAACUACCUAGCCACCCACUUUUGGAACGUUCAGGAAUCAUACUUUACGUAUUCUGAGAAUGAGGCAUCACCUGUUGACCACGACAUCAGUUUCCGACCUGGAAUAGGGGCUGAUGGGUCAGAAACGUUUACCCCGCGCACUAUCAUUUAUGACCUGAAGGGCGGGUUUGGCUCCCUUCGGCAGUACAAUGCUCUCUACGAAGUUGAAGAGAACGUUGGAAUGCCAAAAGGCUUAUGGGAUGGGAACGAAGUCAUCCAACGGCAGCCAAAUAUUCCACAGAGUGAAUACCAGAAAGCCCUUGAGCUAGGCCUUCCUCUCCCCAGACUCACCCCGGAGACAGUCCGGUAUUGGUCAGACUUCAAUCGACUGUUUUAUCAUCCGAAAUCCAUUGUUCAGCUAAAUGAGUAUGAAAUGAACUCCCAACUGAUGCCGUUUGAGGACUGGACGGUUGGCGAAGCCUUUUUCAAUAGCCUAGACCGGGAGCACGACCUCCUAGACCGUGACUUUAGACCCUUCGCCGAGGAAUGUGAUCAACUGCGUGGAAUCCAGCUGUUCACUGGUACAGAUGACGCCUGGGGCGGCUUUGCAGCAAGGUAUAUUGACCGUUUGAGAGAUGAGUUUGGCAAGAAAAUUAUUUGGACAUUUGCUCUAGAAAGCGGGCUGAAAACCGAACGGGAAAAGCAGUUUCUUAGAGCCAAAAAUUCCGCCAAAUCCAUCAGUGAGAUAUCCCGCCAAUCCACUGCAUACGUUCCGAUCUCGAUGCCUCCUUCAAAGCUUCCACAUUAUGUGAACUUGAACAUAGCAUCGGAAUGGUAUAUCUCCGCCCUCACGUCAGUGGCCGUUGAGAGUGUCACACUGCCAGGCCGCCUCCGCUGGUAUGAAGGGAUUGAGCCCUGGUUUCUUGACAAUGCAGGUCCACAACGCAUAUUCGCCUUGCGGGCCACCAUAAGAUCCGAGAAUUCGGAGUUGCCAUUUGCCAGUCACCUGAGGCCGAAUGAUUCAACACAGAUGGACACAGACGAGGUGGAUCAUGACGAAAUAGAGCAGUCCGAACAACGAUUUGAUUUAGGUUUCUCUCCGAUCGGCUCCGCUACCAGGACAAAUAAUACGCAUAUUUUCAGUCAAGUACAAGUUGUCCGCGAUUCAAAAUGUAAUAGCGAGCGACCGGAGCGGGCAGAAGUUGGUCAGGGUCUUACUUCUCACCGUCUUUCAUUAAUGACUGGGUAUGUUCCCAGUACCUUAAGCAACUUUAGAUCCACGCUGGAAUUCCCAAUUCUCGACUCCUUUCCAUCCGAUUUGAUUCAUGAGCAAGGCCCGGCAGGAUCUACACUUAGGGUCGAUGCUGCAUUAUCCGCAACAAGUGGCAUUGGCAGGGAUCUCAAAAAUCUGCAACAGACUAUCGGGCGGCGGAUUGCUCUUGAGGAGCGGGAAGAUUUGAUAAACGGCCUGCAUGAAUUAUCGCACGCGUAUCAAGCCGGGUGGGAAAACGAUUCAGAUUCCGGAGAUGAUUAA